Trematosphaeria pertusa is the source of this 1449-nucleotide messenger RNA. RefSeq lists its product as uncharacterized. The annotation marks the transcript as partial. Lineage: Eukaryota; Fungi; Ascomycota; Dothideomycetes; Pleosporales; Trematosphaeriaceae. The record is from RefSeq and is a predicted model, not a curated record. The transcript has a single exon.
AUGAGUCCACAGACCAUUGGGAAGAAUGCGUCCAAUGGCUUGCUGUUCAUCACGGGCAACUCGCCUGCGGACUUCAAGUCCAAGAAGAAUAUGACCAAGGUGCGGAAGAAGGCAAUGGGGAGCUAUCUGGAGAAGGAGAAGAAGCCGCGUGAUUCGCUGAAAGAGCAGGAGCAGCGGUCAAGACUCACGAGCGUGGACUCAACGGGCUCACGGGCGAGCACGUCGAGUGAGCAGCAGGAUGUUAUUUCGAAUACCGAAGCCAUCAGGAUCUUCCAUGGGGAAAGCAGACGGCCGGGACGACGCGCUUCGUCGCCUGCGUCGAGCGUCCAUGAGCAGCGGACCGUGUCGCCUGAGGCGCAGAUAGCGAGGAUUCCUAAGCCGUCAGUCGAUUUCGUCCUUCCGAGUGCGCCUAUUGUGCUCCCUAUGCGCACUGGAGUGGAGCUCCCAUACGACAAGUUUGCGCCGCGACCAUUUGAGUCAAUAGGCAAGCCGUUGGACCCUUUCCGGGCCAUGUUCCAAGCCAAUCAUCCGAGGGUGUCAGUGGAAGAAUUGAAAUGGUAUUGUUCACGAUCCUUCGGCACGAGGGCCAUGGGCCGGCAUUGGAUUCCGACGCUGGUCAAGUCGCCGCACGCCUUCCUCAGCACGCUCUGCAUCGCCUCAGCACAUUACGACGCCAUCAAUGAGCGGUCGAUUGAGAGCGUGCAGACCCUGGCGCUUCGACAGGAGGUUAUACACCUCAUCAGUCGGAAUCUAGUCAAUCCUAGUUCACAAGUGGAUGACUCUAACGUCAUUGCGCUCACGCAACUCAUCGCGAGCGAGAUCAUCGCCGGCGAGGAGACGGCGCUGAGCUUCCACGAAUCCGGCGUCGAAGCGAUGACAAAGCAACGAGGCGGCAUGAAUCAACUGGGAGUGAACGGGCGAUUAGCAUCAACAUUAUCCUGGGUGUCCCUCGAAUCCGCCGUCCUCCGAGAAGCGGCACCGCGCUCCAUCUACUCCGACUUCUGUAGCUCUGCAUCCUCUAAGAGCUAUCCCAAUACUGCCACCGUACCCGAGUCUCCGCUUUACUGCCCUCGCGGAGAGUUUGAGACCAUCAAGAGAUCCCCAAGAUGCUGCGCACGCACGAUGGAGCUUCUGAAAGAGAUGCGCAUGAUGCUGGAUCUUUUCCUUCACGAAACGAGACAAGGCCGGCGGAAUUCGCUGUCCCUCAAGAAUAUCUACAAGAAGAUCAUCCAGCUACCCUCUGUAGCUGAGCUCCAGAAGACCAACGUCCUCACAUCGAAUGAUUGGAGGUAUGAAGCAAUCCGCUUGACCUCCGUUAUCACAGCUACCGCAAUCAUGCACCGAGUCCCGCUCUCCGAGGCACUAAAACUCGCUGCUCACGUUGAGCAACCGAUCUCGUUAUACACAUCCUCAUCAGGUUCUAGAUCCUCCGAAUCCCUCGUAUCACCC